Cavia porcellus (domestic guinea pig) is the source of this 2175-nucleotide messenger RNA. It is a transcript of the gene Susd3, whose product is annotated as sushi domain containing 3. Gene Ontology annotation, cellular component: plasma membrane. Lineage: Eukaryota; Metazoa; Chordata; Mammalia; Rodentia; Caviidae. The record is from RefSeq and is a predicted model, not a curated record. The transcript is spliced from 5 exons. Bases 207 to 1007 code for a protein of 266 amino acids.
GGGAACUCCUUCUCCACCGCCCGCCAGUCCCGCGGGCGCCCCGUCGCACCUGUGCGGCGAUGGUCUGCCUGUCGCGGUCACCCGUGGAAGUCGGGAUUGGCAUCCCCUGGCCAGAUCCGCAGCUCCGGGCGCCAGAGGGCUGUGCUGUCUUCGGGCUUCCCUAGACCCACUUUACAGAAGGGGAAACUGAAGUCUGCGAGCGCGGAAUGGCUGCCACGGUUGACCUGACGCUCAGAGGCACCGAGGUCUCCGGAAGGAGGGAAGCUGGCUUUUACUUUGAAGUGUGCACCUGCGCUCGACUGCAGCCGCCCCCGCAAGGCACCCUCCAAAUCCUCCGUGGCGAUGGCACUUCUGUGGGGACUGUGCUUGUGUUCCACUGCCCCUCCGGCCAUCAGAUGAUGGGGUCUGGCCUGCUUACCUGUGCCUGGAGGGGAAUCAUUGCCAGCUGGUCUUCAGGAACCCCUGUGUGCAAGGCCGUGCCACCCCACGAGACCUUCGGCUUCAAGGUGGCGGUGAUCGCCUCCAUUGUGAGCUGUGCUGUCAUCCUGCUUAUGUCCACGGCCUUCCUCACCUGCUGCCUCCUCAAGUGUGUGAAGAGGAGCGAGCAGCGGCGCUCCAGCAGGACAGCCCAGAUGUGGUACCAGCUGAGAGGUGAGGACCUGGAGACAGUGCAGGCCUCGUAUCUGGGCCUCAAGGGCCAGAACUACAACAACAGCAGCAGUGGCGGGGGAGGUGGUGGCAAGCAUGGAGGCCGGCACAGCCAGGCGCAUGACAACCACAGCUUCACCGUAGACAUCAGUGAAGGCAUCCGAGAGCUGGCCAGCGUGACCCCUGGCAUGGACAAAGAACCCUGGACUCCAGGGCCCAGUGCCCUGAGUCCCAGUGCCCCUUCCAGUUCCCCACAUGCCCACGUGGUUGUCCACACAGUGAACCCAGAGAAGAUCCUGCCUACCUCCGUGCCCUCCACAGGGAUGACCACUCAGCCUGUGUCGAACCUGCCAGGGUGACCCUGCCUGCCAGCCACCUGCGACCCACCUGUGUCUACCCUGGAACUGGCCUGUGAAAUCAGCCUCUGGGUGUAGGGAGCCCGAGGUGCCCUGCAGGGAUCGCUGUACCAGAAGGAGCCGGGCUGCAGGAACUCACAACAGUGACUCACUUGAGCUGGCUGCAAGGUGAAGAGCCCCGGCAGCUCCUUCCUCCAAAGAGGCUGGGAGACUUUUCAGCAGGUCUAGUUUUGCACAGUAGAAUAAGAAAACAGCAAUAAACUUCCCUUCAGCAACUUCAGCUGCCCCUCAGUAUCCCCUCAGGGUGCUCUUUUGAAGCAGGGACCUGCCAGGGCUCUAUGUCUGGCAGCUGUGAAGUGCAGGGAGGGAAACAGCAGUUCCUUCUCUUACUGAAAGAUAUAAAGGUAAAAAAAAAAAAAUCACCGCCUUGGCCAUCCCUUCCUACACAGCCGCAAACAUAGCAGCCCUAAAUGCUAAUGGUAUGUAAUCACCUCUCUAUGCUGCGGGCUUUUCCGGCAUCUUGCUGGGUGGUCCCCACCUCAUCUCUUCUGUAGCAGGUGCAGUCUGCUGGUGGCUGCCGUGGUGUCACAUUGAAGGCUGGUUCCCUUGAGAGCUGGGGCUGCUGCUGGCAGUCAGCAGAGGCUUCAGGGAGUCUUGGCGGGAACAUUUGCCCUUCUGCCCUUGCCCUGGGGCUGCCUCAUGUGGCCCAGGCUUCCUUCCAACAUGGCACCUGCUUUCUAAAGUGACAGCCUGAUAUGAGCACCUGGUAAAGGCUCUUUCAGUUUUCAGCUCCCAGCCUUGCAAGUGACUCUGUCACUUCUGUGUCCUACUCAUUAGGAGUCCAGGUGGACCCAUGAUCCAAGGGGUGGGGCUACAGACCCCCUGCUGUGAGGUCCGUAGUGAGGUCCACUGAGGAGGAAUACCAAAGAAGUAGCAAGCACCUGUAGUCUCAGCUUCUCAGGAGUUCCAGAUGGGAUAAUCGAUGGAGUUCACACAUUUGAAACCAGCCAGGGCAACAAGGUAAGAGGUUGUCUCCAAAGAACAAAAAGAAUCAUAGGGCUGGAGUGUAUCUCAGUGGUGUAGCCAUUACUAUCAUUGUAAGGCCCUAGAUUCCAUAGCUGGUAUCUAAACAACAACAAAAACCUAACUAAAACUAUUACAAUCACCUCUA